AUUCAAAUGGAAGUUUUUAACGCUGUGAAAAAGACAGUUCUCUCCAUCAUUUCUGAUGCCGUCGAUUCAGAAACCUACCUGGAAGACCUCACCGCCAUCGGUGGUCUCAUAAAACCCGAAGUUGUGGCCACGAGUUUCCAGCUAAUGGAGCGUGGCAAAGUGCGAGAGUUGACGACUCCGCGCUCCGAAAUCCGACAGAAGCCGCGAGUAUUCGAAGAUUUUCAAGAAAAACCGAUUUUCGAUUGGAGAAGUGAGUGGGAGUUGAGACGACCGAAAAGGAAAAAAGCAUCGGAGAAUUUCAGACAUUUACAGCGAAGUUUUGUAGAGGUAGAACACGCAAAACGAAAGGAAUCUCUUCAAUUCUUCUACCCACAAGUCCACUACUGUCCUUGUCGAUACUUCCAAGUAUCCGUGCUCGAAAGACAAGUCGAUUGGAUUUGUGUACACCUUCUGGCGUACUACUUCUCCAGAAGUUUCGGAAAGAUGGAGAAAAUCGAGUGCAAGAUUGAGAUUAUUGGUAUUUUGAAAAAGAUAAUGUUGCGUUCUGUUGUGUUUGAUAACUUAACAAAGUCGGUUCAAAUAAAUUAA
This is a messenger RNA of Caenorhabditis remanei, 588 nucleotides long. RefSeq lists its product as uncharacterized. Gene Ontology annotation, biological process: double-strand break repair via homologous recombination. The annotation marks the transcript as partial. NCBI's taxonomy places the organism in Eukaryota, Metazoa, Nematoda, Chromadorea, Rhabditida, Rhabditidae. The transcript is spliced from 4 exons. The record is from RefSeq and is a predicted model, not a curated record. Gene Ontology annotation, cellular component: Shu complex.